AUGGCAGCGACUCCGUCGGAUGUGGAGAUGAUGCUCGUGCACGCGAUUGAGUGGACGUCGUUCAUGGAGUCGACGUAUACGUUCGCGCUUGAGGGGACGAUAGCUAUCCUGUGCUACCUCCUCGCCGGCCAGGAGGCUCCCCACCAACUGCCAUGGGACACGAUACGCUGA
This is a messenger RNA of Laetiporus sulphureus 93-53, 171 nucleotides long. RefSeq lists its product as uncharacterized. The coding region runs from base 1 to 171 and encodes 56 amino acids. The transcript is spliced from 2 exons. The record is from RefSeq and is a predicted model, not a curated record. Lineage: Eukaryota; Fungi; Basidiomycota; Agaricomycetes; Polyporales; Laetiporaceae.